Molecule: messenger RNA, 267 nt
Organism: Funneliformis geosporum
Lineage: Eukaryota; Fungi; Glomeromycota; Glomeromycetes; Glomerales; Glomeraceae
Source: the annotation of a GenBank genome assembly
AUGGUAGUUAUUUGGAAAAUCGAUAUGAAGGGUUUCCUAAUCAAGACACCAAACAAGUUGAAAGUAAUUUAUGGUGAGGUUUCAGGAGGGCUAGGACAAUUUGGGCCUUCAGCUAAUCACAAAAGACGAUUCCUCAAUAAAGAUAAACAACGUAUGAACAUAGUUGUUUACGGUUGGCUCCAAGUCGGGCUAGAACUUAGUUUCUACGCUAUUGAUUGGUCUUUACAGAUUCGGGUUUCUCGAUCGGUGUUGAUUGCAAGAUUAUAG